Molecule: messenger RNA, 4209 nt
Organism: Linum trigynum
Lineage: Eukaryota; Viridiplantae; Streptophyta; Magnoliopsida; Malpighiales; Linaceae
Source: the annotation of a GenBank genome assembly
UUGACGAUUUUGAUAUUAGAUUGUUUUCGAAAAGAUUUGACUAUUAUAUUGUUUAAAAUGAAAAGUUUGGAUAUUAAAUUGUAUUUACCCUAAAUUUAAGGUAUUGAGUUCGAUUUUCGUAUAACACGUGUAUCGUUUUAAAUGAAGACACCAAAAAUAAAAGUAAUAAACGUCUUCUAGUUAAUACAAUACAAAUCAUCUUGUUUUGUGAUUUCAUCAAUGUGCAUAAAUUGGACCAAAAUCCAAAGCAAAACAAACAAGAAGAUGAAAAGACCACGACCAUACCGAUUCUCGUUUGCUUACUUACGCAAUUGCUCAACUCGCUUCCUUUUGCCUGGACUGAUGGCUAUGUGAACAAAGGGGGAUCUGGGUGGCGUUUGAGUUUUGAUAUUCUGAUUCUUUAGAGGUGAGAUGGAGAAGAAGAACUUAAGCAAAAGGAAUCGCUUCGGAUGUUUUAAAGCAAAAAAAGUAAUCUUUUUUACCUUUCCCAUUUAUUAAUAGGGAAAAAAAAUCCAUAAUUCUCGAAUGGCCAAAAUGAAAACAAAAUGUUAUCAAAUGUCGUAAUCUCAUCAUUCUCAUCUUUGCUAUUUUGUGCAUGUCCCCUUCGAAUCCGUUCUCUAUUUUCUCCAUCUCUCUUUUGGGGAAUAGUGCUCAGUUCAAGUUCCAGCCACACGUUCAUCAUCACAACCACUGAAAUGGGCAAAAACGUCGACAAUUUGAGCACUAAAAGGAUUCGAUUUCUGUCAUCGAGAAUGGGAGAUGGAGCCACUCUGUUUUUCUUCCUUUUGCUUGGCAGAGCAUCAGUUACAUCACUCUCACGUUUCCAUAUUCCAAAACGCCCAUCGCGCAAUUAUGCGUUGUGGGUUUUUCUGUCCCGGCCAUCGAUGGUUGGAAAUCCGCCAUAGCCGAUGGUGCAGAUAGCAGGAAUUAGAGUACGAAGGAGAAGGAGUCAACGAAAGAGGAGGAGAGAGGGAGAGUUGCCAGGUGGGCAGAUUCAGCGCCAGCCAUAGUUGGCAAUUGUCCAUUGAAUUUUCCCAUUUAGCGUGUAGUACUACUACUAAGCUAGUACCGCAUUUUUUACACUGUCCGUUAAGUUUUGGCUACUCUUCUGUACUGCUAAACAACUUUUGCAGUACAACGUUGAUGGUCACUGAUCUGCUUUUCUGGGCUGUGGCCGCUUAAUGCUUUGCUUUGGUGGGUUGGUUGGAAAUCGACGUUUUGACAAUCGCCCCCCUUCUUCCCUUCCACCCUAACUUUCCUUCUUUAUGUUCUCUCUCUCUCAAGAUUCCCGUUCUCUAUAAAUUCGAGAUGUCUCUGUUCCAGUUUUGAUGCCAUCCCCACACACCCUUCUGCCUGUCGGGUAUAAAUUCCCCGUCUCCAGAUUCCUUCUAUCUUUCUGUAUUCGCCGCAUUAAGUUCUGAAUUCAAUGCUAUCGGUGUGAGAUUUGUCUUGAAAUGCUCAACUCGGGACACCUCCAAAAGGAACUGAAUCCGCCCAAGUAUUUGUCUUCUCAGCCGCUUUCUUCCUUGUGAUAGUUGAUUAUAUGAUUAUAUCAAGUUGGCUGUUUGCAAAGUAAGGCCAAGCAUAUAGAAGACAGAAUAGCAGCAGAGAAGAAAAAUCCAAGUGGGGAGAUAAAGAAAGCCGAGAUUCUUGCAACGGGUAAUGCACUACACCUUCAUGUUACUUGCGGUUGAUUGGUCUGAAAGAAGAAAACAAAAAAGGAAAACCGAAUUGGGUCUGAUCUCGCUGUCAAUUGAUUAUUGAUUGUGUGUAUUAUAGGCAAAGAGAAGAAGACAGGGAACUAGCAGUCUUCUAAGCAAUGAGUCAACUGAGGAAUACGGGCAGUAAUGGGGAGGAAAUGAAGGAGAUUCAAAGGCGGGAAACAGAUGAAGCAACUGAGAACAGUACAGAUGGAGACAAUCAAGAUGAAGUUGCUGCUGCAGCAGCAGCUGGGGAGGAAGAAGAAGAAGUGAAGAGGAUUGUCCCGUGGACGAAACAGAUCACGAUGAGGGGAAUGGUGGCCAGCCUUGCAAUUGGGUUUAUCUACAGCGUGAUUGUGAUGAAGUUGAACCUCACAACUGGGUUAGUCCCAAACUUCAACGUCUCAGCAGCUCUGCUUGCGUUUGUGUUUGUGAAGUCCUGGACCAAAUUCCUGAAGAAAGCUGGGUUUGUCUCCAAACCCUUUACAAGACAGGAGAACACCUUGAUUCAGACAUGUGCUGUGGCUUGUUACAGCAUUUCUCUUGCAGGUGGGUUUGGAUCUUAUCUUUUGGGCUUGAACAGGAAGACCUAUGAGCAAGCUGGGGUUGACUCGGAGGGCAAUAAUCCGAGGAGUGUAAAGGAACCUGGUGUUGGCUGGAUGACUAGUUUCCUCUUUAUAAGCAGCUUUGUUGGGUUACUUGCUCUGGUUCCCCUAAGGAAGAUUAUGAUAAUUGACUACAAACUGACAUAUCCUAGUGGAACUGCUACUGCGGUUCUUAUCAAUGGAUUUCAUACUCCGAAGGGAGACAAGAUGGCCAAGAAGCAGGUUCAGGGGUUCUUGAGGUUCUUUUCUUUGAGCUUCAUUUGGGCUUUCUUUCAGUGGUUCUACACUGGUGCACCCAAAUCCGAUAUCCCAUGUGGUUUUGUUCAGUUUCCUACACUUGGAUUGGUUGCUUUUAAGAACACAUUUUACUUUGAUUUCAGCCCGACAUACGUUGGAGCAGGAAUGAUAUGCUCCCAUCUUGUUAAUUUGUCGUUGCUCUUUGGUGCCGUGCUUUCUUAUGGUGUAAUGUGGCCACUAAUCGGGGGACUCGAAGGCAAUUGGUUUCCUUCAAAUUUAUCAAAAAGCAGUAUGAAGGGUCUCAAUGGUUACAAGGUGUUCAUUUCUAUCGCUAUGAUACUGGGAGAUGGACUGUAUAAUUUCCUCAAGAUACUCUAUUUCACAGCUACCAACAUCGUUGGAAGUGCAAGAACAAGAAGAAAUUUCCGAACCCGUCCUGAAAAUCAGAAGCAACCUCCAACCGAUGAUCUCCGAAGAAAUGAAAUAUUUGUGAGGGAGACAAUCCCAAUUUGGGUAGCCUGCAUAGGCUAUCUUGCCUUUUCCAUCAUCUCCAUCAUAGUGAUCCCUCUCAUGUUCCCCGAACUCAAAUGGUACUACGUUGUGGUCGCCUACAUUCUAGCCCCCUCCCUCAGCUUCUGCAAUGCAUAUGGUGCAGGGUUAACAGACAUGAACAUGGGUUACAACUACGGCAAAGUAGCCCUCUUCAUCCUAGCAGCACUAUCAGGGAAAGAUAAUGGCGUUGUUGCAGGGCUCGUAGGGUGUGGGCUAAUCAAGUCAAUUGUCUCCAUCUCUUCCGAUUUAAUGCAUGAUUUCAAGACGGGGCAUCUCACUCUAACUUCCCCUCGUUCCAUGCUUCUUAGCCAAGCAAUCGGCACAGCCAUUGGCUGCGUCGUAGCUCCACUCACAUUCUUUCUAUUCUACAAGGCAUUCGAUGUUGGAAACCCUGAAGGCGAGUACAAGGCUCCCUAUGCUCUCAUCUACAGAAACAUGGCGAUUCUUGGAGUGGAAGGCUUCUCUGCCCUUCCCAAGCACUGCCUGCAGUUAUGUUAUGGGUUCUUCACGUUUGCCAUUGCAGCCAACUUAUCAAGAGACUUGUUGCCGAAGAAAGUAGGGAAGUGGGUUCCAUUGCCCAUGGCAAUGGCUGUUCCUUUCCUUGUGGGGGCGUACUUUGCGAUUGAUAUGUGCGUGGGGAGCUUGGUUGUUUUCGUGUGGCACAAGUUGAGUAGCAGAAAGGCUAGGUUGAUGGUUCCAGCAGUCGCUUCUGGAUUGAUAUGUGGAGAUGGGUUGUGGAUUCUGCCCGCUUCAAUUCUUGCUUUGGCUAAGGUGACUCCUCCUAUUUGUAUGGGUUUUAUGUCUAGCAAAUAGGGUCUUCGAGAUAGAGUAAGGAUUGGAGGAAGAUGAAAGGUGGAGCCAUCAUUGUAGAGAUAAAGAUAGAUCUUUGAGCGGUUAGGGUACAUAUUAAUAAUAUGCUCGAUGUUUUCUCACCACAACUGGUGAAAAUAGUGAGUUAAUAGAAGAAGAAAAUGUAUGAAGUUUCAAAGUUGAUAUAGAGAGCUCUGUCAGGGUUCAGUUCUGAUGUUUGGAUUGUAUUCUUACGUUGAUUCUGAACUUUGAUAAUAUUGCUUGCUCUCUGUUUGUCAAGUAGCAAAUGAAAGAGGUAUAGCUCA